AUGGGCAAUCGGAUCUUGUCUAUCCUCCACGGCCGUCGAUUACAAGGCACCCUCGACCUAAAUCUCCCCGCGGACAUCAAACGUACAGUCCGCCCGCGUUUAAUCGAGCAUGGCCUACAAUGGCUUCGCGCAAACCACCCCAUCGACGAAGACGCCGCUAUUCUAGCUCGUAUUGAGCGUGAAGAGAAGGAAGAGGAAGAACGACUACUCCGAUAUGUUCAGGAGCUAGGUCCCCAAAGCGGGCAUUGGAAUGCGCAACUAGGUGAAGGGGGAGAUAUAUAUGGCCGAAGCACAUUUCAAGAGACGAGGAAAGUGAAUGAGGCGAGGUUACUUGCUGAGGAAAAGAAGAAGAGGAAGGAAUGGUUGGAGGGGGAAAUGAAAGAUCGCGAGAAGAUUGAGAAGCAGAUGAAGGAAAAUACAGAGUUGCAGAAGUAUAAUCCUUCUGCGGUUGUGGAAGCUCGACCACGAGCUGACCCGCAGGAACGGCCGUUCCUCGCAUGGGCUCAGAAGCAUUACAUUCGAGCCGAGAACACAGACUCUGAUUUCAGCACGUUGACAACUGCUCGCCGUAUAUUACCAGCCCUGGGCGUAACCCUUCUCGUCCUAGGACUAUGCUACUACUAUGCAGAAACAUACCAACCACCAGUAUACUAUAAGCGAAUGUGGAAAGAUCUUCCCCCAGCAGCUGCAACGAUCAUGGGCCUCAUGGCCGCAAAUGUGGGUGUAUGGUUAUUAUGGAAGCUACCUCCUGCUUGGCGAAUGUUGAAUCGGUACUUUAUCAGCGUGCCAUUGUACCCUUAUGCAAUGAGUGUCGUGGGUAGUGUCUUCAGUCAUCAGCAGUUUAAACAUUUACUUACCAACACGGUGAUUCUGUGGUUGAUUGGACUGAGACUCCACGACGAAAUCGGCCGCGGCAAUUUUCUAUCACUAUAUCUCUCCUCCGGCGUCAUUGGCUCACUCAUAUCCCUGACAUCCCAUGUCCUCCUCCAAAGGUUGACUGUGACCUCCCUCGGCGCCAGCGGCGCAAUCGCCGGCCUAGUCGCUGCUUGGUGCAUGCUGCACUCCGAUGACAAGCUCGUCCCCAGCUUCCUGCCCCAUGACUGGCGCGAUUCCAUUUCCGCCAACGGCUCCACCGUGCUCGCAGCCAUAGUCGCCUUUGAAGUUUUCAACCUCGUCUCUCCAUUCAAAGUAGUCGGGAAGCUAGAUAACUAUGCUCAUCUAGGCGGCUAUUUCGCGGGUUUCGUGUGGGCGAUUUUGUAUAAAUCGAAGCGCGAGAAGGAGAGGCAAAGGAGGAGAAAUGAGAGGGGGUUUUUGGAUCGGUUUGGUUCUGUAUAG
Messenger RNA from Talaromyces amestolkiae, 1335 nucleotides. RefSeq lists its product as uncharacterized. The record is from RefSeq and is a predicted model, not a curated record. The transcript is spliced from 5 exons. Bases 1 to 1335 code for a protein of 444 amino acids. Lineage: Eukaryota; Fungi; Ascomycota; Eurotiomycetes; Eurotiales; Trichocomaceae. Gene Ontology annotation, cellular component: membrane. Gene Ontology annotation, molecular function: serine-type endopeptidase activity.